GUCGCCCUUCAGACCACAUCUCUAUCCACCGACAGUAUCAUCAUUACAUCCUUCCAACGUGCACCAUUCUGCUGCCAUGAGGACCUUGUUACCAUGCCUCGCCCUGAACUUGUACAGGUUGCUCAGAGUAUCAAUGGACGUCUGCCAAAGGCACUACAAAUUGCAUGCGGUUAUGAUGUAGAAGAUGCGGAUAUUCGGAGAGCGAUAGAAGUCCUA
Molecule: messenger RNA, 216 nt
Organism: Suillus subalutaceus
Lineage: Eukaryota; Fungi; Basidiomycota; Agaricomycetes; Boletales; Suillaceae
Exons: 1
Source: RefSeq, a predicted model, not a curated record